AGAGAGCAGAGCCCGGGGAUGCGCACAAUGUGAGUCUCCGCUCAGAGGCACCGCUGUCCUCUCUGCUUCUUGGCAACAUCUUGUGGAGUGUAAUACGAGGAGGUCGGGAAGCAUCCCGGUGCAGCCUCAGCCGGCAAAAAAAACUCACUGAUUGUGGAAUUUAACCGAGGCAGAGGCUGCUGUUUAGUCCCAUCUUUAAGGACCGAGAGAGAGACGCACUUAUAGACGGAGCAGAAUUAAGUGCAGAGCGCUGCUGGAGCAGAGCAGAGAGCAACCCUCUUCUUUGGCUUGUGAGAGGACAAGAGUUGCUGUGAGAGAUGUUAUCCGCUCACUACAGCCGCAAACAACACAUCUAACGGACACUGGAAUUACAAUCAAAGCAGUUUAAUGAAGAGGAAAAAAAUUGCGUCCUAGAAGAAAUUAAAAUUCUUGUAUUCAAGGGAGAGCAUUCCAUUCACAAGCAAUUGGAUGAGAGUCUUAUUAGCCCUCGGCAACUAAAGAUGAUGUUACCAUGGAAACAAAUUGUUCUGCUAUCAAUCACUGGAUGCCUUGCAGCCUGUACAGAGGAUGUCAUAUUUCAAGGGCCAAGAUGGAGGACGGAGCCAAGUGACCUCAUUUUACCGAUCAACUCCCCAGACCAGCAGGCUACCAUCACGUGCGAGGCAGAAGGGAGCCCUCCUCCGCAGUACAGAUGGUCACUAAACGGAACACUCAUUGAUCUGGGGAAUGACUACCGGCGUCACAUGUCUGGGGGCAGCCUGAUCAUUAGCAACCUGGACAAGGACCAAGACACAGGGGUGUACCAGUGCACGGCCUUCAACACGUGGGGGUCCAUCCUCAGCCGCAGAGCCAGCCUGCACUUUGCAUAUCUUGAUAACUUCAAAACUCAUACGGUGAGGAGCGCUGUCAACGUCCGUGAGGGCCAAGGAGUGGUUCUGUUAUGUGGACCACCUGCACAUUCUGGAGAGCUGACAUUUGCAUGGAUCUUCAAUGAAUACCCGUACUUUGUCCAGCAAGACAGUCGUCGAUUCAUCUCCCAGGAGACUGGCAGUCUGUACAUUGCAAAAGUGGAGCCCUCAGAUGUUGGCAACUACACUUGUGUGGUUAACAACACUGUCACAAGGGAGAAGGUGCUCAGCUCUCCCACACCACUGGUCCUCAGAAGCGAUGGAGUAAUGGGUGAAUAUGAACCCAAAAUAGAAGUUCAUUUCCCUGAUUCAGUUCCAGCCGCGAAGGAAUCAGUGGUGAAACUGGAAUGCUUCGCUCUGGGAAACCCCGUCCCAGAUAUAAGCUGGAGGAGAACCAGCGGCAUCCCUUUCCCCAGCAAAGUGAAAAUGAAGAAUUCAAACGCUGUCCUUGAAAUCCCUAAUUUCCAGCAGGAGGACGCGGGGACAUAUGAAUGUAUGGCAGAGAAUCGGCGAGGCAAAAAUGCUGCACGGGGUCGUAUUUCAUUCCACGCUAAACCUCACUGGCUCCAGACAAUGACGGACACAGCUCUGUCCAUCGAGGAAAACCUCUUGUGGGAGUGUAAGGCCAAUGGAAAGCCUAAACCGUCUUACAGCUGGCUGAAGAAUGGGGAGCAAGUGAUGGCUGAGGGCCGGGUACAAAUCGAAAACGGGGCCCUCUCUAUAGCGGCGUUAAACCUGUCAGAUUCUGGGAUGUAUCAGUGUGUGGCUGAAAACAAACAUGGCAUUAUUUAUUCCGGUGCCCAACUAAUGGUGUUAGCUUCAGCUCCCAGUUUCUCCAAAAGUCCAUUAAGGGCCUUGCUAAAAGCUCGCUCAGGCAGCGAAGUCACUCUUGAAUGCAAGCCUCAGGCCUCGCCCCCAGCAAUUAGCCUGUGGAAGAAAGGGAAUGAGAUCCUGCAGAGAACCGAAAGGAUUACUUUGCUUCCCAAUGGGACGUUAAAGAUCGCCAAUGUAACCAGGCGGGAUGCAGCCAGCUACACGUGCAUCGCCAAGAAUCAGUUUGGGACGGCAAGCACAACUGGAAGACUACUCAUCACUGAGCCCACCAGGAUCACCAUGAGGCCUACUAACAUGGAGAUUAUUGUUGGCGAGAGUAUCGUGUUACCCUGCCAGAUUGCCUGCGAUCCAGCUCUGGAUGUUUCUUUCUCGUGGGCAUUCAACGGGCAGCUCAUCGACUUCCAGCGAGACAGCGAUCAUUUCGAAAGAGUGGGCGGGAGUAUAUCAGGAGAUCUGAUGAUUCGUAACAUCCAGCUGAAUCAUGGAGGGAAAUAUGUCUGCGUUAUUGACACUGACGUGGAGAGUCUGUCUACCUCUGCCAUCUUGGUUGUCAAAGGUCCACCAGGUCCUCCGGACAAGGUAGCAGUGGAGGAGAUCACAGACAGCACGGCCCAGCUUUCCUGGACACCUGGAAGGGACAACGGCAGCCCCAUCACUGGCUACAUCAUCCAGGCCCGGACGCCCUUUACUGUGGGCUGGCAGGCUGUUGACACAGUGCCAGAGGUGGUCAACGGUAACAUGCUGACAGCAACGGUGGUGGGUCUGAACGCCUGGGUGGAGUACGAGUUUAGGGUGGUUGCCCGCAACACUGUAGGCCUGGGAGAGCCUAGCCCGGCCUCGGCCAAGACCAGGACAGAGGAUGCCAUUCCUGAUACAGCUCCCACUGAUGUCGGAGGUGGAGGCGGCACAAAGUCUGAAUUAGUGAUAACAUGGGAGCCUGUUCCUGAAGAACUGCAGAACGGAGAGGGCUUUGGCUACAUCAUCGCCUUCAGGCCUGUGGGCACGGUCACAUGGACACGGGCGGUCAUCUCCACACCUGGUGUAGCUCGAUACGUCUUUCGAAAUGACACCAUCCCACCCUUCUCGCCUUUUGACAUAAAAGUGGGGGCAUACAACAACCGAGGGGAGGGGCCCUUCAGCUCCAUUGCCACCGUGUACUCGGCAGAGGAAGUCCCUAGUGUGGCUCCUAAGAGGGUUAGGACUAGAAGUGUGUCUGCAGUGCAAAUUGAAGUGAUCUGGGAAGCUCUCCCUGCCAUCCCUGAAAGAGUGCUUGGAUAUGAGGUCGUGUACUGGGAAGACGACACCAAGCCUGACACUGUUGGCAAAGUGCGCAUAUCUGGAAACUUCACGCUGGUUAACAUCACAGGGCUAAAAGCAAACACAGUCUACUAUCUCUCUGUGGCCGCUUUCAAUACAGCUGGCCCCGGGCCACAGUCGGCACCCAUCAACGCCACCACAAAGAAACCACCUCCAGAUCGGGCUCCGCUCAACAUACAAUGGACCAUGAUUGGCUCCACACUCACACUGCACUGGGAUCCUGUAGUAGCUAUGGAGACAGAGUCAAAGGUUACUGGAUAUUUGGUGCUGCUGAAGAGACAUCGCUAUAACGACAUCAACACUAUCUUGACCAACAAAACCACUGUGGAGCUCAGCCUCUCCGCCAAUGACAACUAUCUUAUUCAGAUCAAGGCCAUGAGUGAAGGUGGUGAAGGUGUGGGCAGUGAACCCAUCCACAUCCAUAAAUUAAGCAUGGGGGCGCGGGGCUCGGGAGCGAUCCGCCUCAGUCCAUUGUACCUCUCUGCAGUCCUCAUCAGCGCGCUGCUCUGCUCCGCCUGGUGAUGUCUAAUCGGAGCCCACGGAGCACCCUCCCUCCCCCUCCAUCCCUUCAGUCAGCCUGGUCACUGGACUGGCACAAGGCCCAGGCUUCAGUGGCAGGACUGGGAAAGACUGGAAAGGACUGGACUCCGCCAAACUCUUAAAGGGACCACGCCACUUUCUUUUGAAUGGCCAUCAGAUAGAGAGACGUGAUAAUUUGCGUGCAUGAUAUCUUUCAAUAUUUUUUCCAGCGUCAUAAGUGCCACCAUGCUCUAGGUUUCAUUUUAGAGGUUAUGAUGUCUACAUGACUUAUCUUCUUAGUAUCUUUGGAGAUACUAAUGCCUUAAAAUCCAUUUUACACAUACAGUCCAUACCAAAGUAGGUGACAGAGGCUGCUUGCUUUAUGGUUUCUUUAACCCUUUAUACAUUCUUUUUGCAAAAAAAAAAAUGCAUUCACAAGAAUUUAUCUUCUCCAGGUCAACCUCUCACAAAUGAUUAACCUAAAUCCAUUGGUUUCAUUCAUAUUUUAUCAUCUUAAAAAUCUUAAACUAGUUCUGCUGACAGAACAUUAGUUAAUAUCUCUGUCACGUUUAUAGCAGCUUUUGCCAAAAUAAAUGUCCAUUGCAGACUUAAAGGAACAUAAUGUAAGAUUUUUGGGGAUUUAGUGGCAUUUAGUGAUGUGGAGCUAAAACUCCUCCUGGUUAGAAUUCUUUUAGUGUUCAUUGUUCAGAAGGUUUUUACCAGGAGCCAAAUGAUCCUCAGAGGUCUCUUACAGUAGAUCAAGUGAAUAACAAUGGUAAAAACACUGAAUGAAGCAGUUUCACAUCGGAAAUCAGUUUCUCAUGCACUGGCAUGUCGCAGACGGGCCCCUCGCCCAGCACCUACCAUUGUGUGCUUACUUAUUUUCUCUGAUAACUUCAUGUUUGCUCACCUUAUAUCUGAUUCAGAUGUGUAGGAGGUUAUUACCAGGAGCCAAAUUGUCCGCAAGGGUCUCCUCCUCUCCAAAUCAAACAAACCCGGUGAUUUAAACCGGUAAAAACACUCAAUAAACCACUUUACAAUUAAAAAAUACAGUAUUUUUCUGAUGCUGCCUGUCGCAGUGGGGCUGCACACUAUGGAGUCUGACAAGAAAAUGAAAAUGGUUUUAUCUAAACCCAGUGUUUGGUUUGUCCAUUCUGGGCUACUGUAGAAACAUGGCAGAACAUGGACAUAUCCGUAGACAAAGACCUUCUCCCUGUGCAGAUAUAAACAGCUCAUUCUAAGGUAACCAAAACACAAUGACUCUUAUUUUCAGGUGAUUAUACACUGAAGAAAACAUACUUACUAUUAUAUUCAAUUUCUGCCAAUAUAUCCCCCUAAAUCCUACAUACUGGACCUUUAAAUAUUCUUCCAGGCUCUGACAGAUAUAUAAAAGAUGCAUAGUAAAUUGAUAAACUGUGCCUCAAACCCACUUAUCUCUACAUACUGAAAUAAUAUUAGGUCUGUUGGACAGCCAUAGUCUCCUGAGCUUAAGGCCCUCUCUACAAUACUCUGAUAGAUCUUGGCAUUUUGCCAUCUCGUGCUCCUCUAAAUAAUAAAUGCCCAUCACACUCUGCAUUCUCAGUCUAGCUAAAAACCCAGGAUUGCAGAAAAUAGAGGCGUGUGGUAUCACUAUGUCAAGCAGAUCCCAUGUGUACCUCUCCGUUUAGAGGACCUGUGUUCUAGAUACGUAUAUCAUAUCACAGAAUAUGUACCAUCUACACCCCAGAUGACCAGCCGCCCUAGUGCACAAUGGACUACAGGAUAACAGUGCCUUCACUAGAGCUCACUCAGAUUUCUUUUCUUUCCUUUUCAGAUAGCUUAGGGGAAAGAUUCAUGUUGCAGAAGAGGCGUUGUUUGCUUUUCUUUCCGAGGAAGUUAGGAAGGACAGGAAACUCAGAAUGUAGAGGGAGCCCAUUAUUGAAAAGGGUAUGUUGAUUAAAUUUUCAUUGAGACAAGUCACCUGAGAGGUUACCUUAGACAAAAAGGGUUGGAAGCUUUAGGAAAGCUGCGAUGGAUUGAGAUAUAUGGCGGAAAUUUUGGUCCCAGUAUUUAUGGUCUGUGGUAUAAUAAAUGUAUGACUCCAUCCGAAGCAUAAUUUAUGGGCUAUUAAGGCAUCAGAAUAAUUGAUGCCAAUACCGCAGUGAAAGAGCCCUGACUGGAAAUGGAGCGAAAGGCAUGGCUGUCAUUUUCCCCCCGCCCCAUCACCAUCUAUUGGACAUAUACCAGACUGAACAGUAACAAAAGAACAUUGCUACUCUGCUGAGGCAGCUACUUUUCACGCCCUUUUAUCAUGUGGAUGAGUCUGUCAGAAGCCACCCAAGAAAGAGCCGAGGUGCGAUUACUGGGGUCCUUACAAUGUUCAUGUGGAUGUGGAAGGAUACAGUCAACUGAACUGCUACACAUUACUGUGCCUUUGCCGAACAUGGGGCUGUGUACGGUCAUUAGCUCGGAGGCUGUCGUCGCUGUCUGUAUUUUGCACUCUCUUCCCCCCACUUCCCCAAAGUCGAAUGAAAGCACAAGGAAUUGAUGCAAGGUGACUGGAUGUCCUCACUUAGCCAUCUGAACAGGUGUGCAGACCCCAGAGGCCUCGUAAAAAGUCCAAACAGCCGACAUAAUCAGGCUGUCCUAUCUGCUCCUUGACUGGUUUCAUAAAGCUCUGUGCUCUUUGAUUAGACUGCUGCAGACCAGUCAAUGGGAUAUUGAUUUUCCUGCCCCAUUAUUACAGCUGUCACAAUUCAGCUGCUUGAUUGACUGAUGGCUGCGUUCUUAAUGCACUCGUUCUGUUGUGUUACAGUCAAUGAGGUUUCAGAAACUCCCUAUCAGACAAUUUCAAAGGCAUUCUUUUUUUUCUGUUGUGUUUUGGUUUGCUUUUACUAGAAAUUUCACUGUAUUUGCUCAAUUUUUCACAGAUUUUACAAGUAUUUUGUAGUGUAGUGUUAGAUUGUGCUUUUGAAUCGGAGCAGUGACCUGAAAUCGAUUGGCUGGUUGAUUUUUUUUUUGAGUUGCGUGUCCAAGUACUACUGUAUCUUUUUAAGAGCCCAGUCACACCAGCAUUUAAAAAUGGUAAAAUUUCAUGGAAUAAUCAGUUCAUUUCAGUGGAAAUGCUGCGAUUUGCAGAUGAAUUUAUGAGGCGAGGAAAUGCUGCCUUCAAAUUGGGUUGUAUUUACUGUGAUAAGGAGAAAAGUCAAUAUGAACGCCCUCCUCUUGUAGUUUAUUCUUAAGGCUCCAGGUUCACAAGUUGUGACAUUUUUGCCGAAGUUUUUAAAAAUGGCGGAGGCCAUGAAAGUUCAUUUAUCAGUAGUAUUUUGUAAUUUUAGUCAUUAGGGUUUUUCGUCAUGUCUGAGGAAAAUGUUGAUAUUUCCAAUGAAAUUUCCAGCGUCCAUGUUGCCGUUGCCUAGCAAUGGUGCUUUCUUGACUUAACCACUUUAAUACCAAGUAUAUCGUGCACAUGGCUUUCUAUAAGCUAUAUAGAUCCAUUUGAAGGCAGCAUAAAUGUGUGUAAAUUUCCACUUUGGUAAACUUUUUUGUGCCGUUAACCAUUAACAAACUGUCUUGACCAACAGGAUAAUACAAAAUGGAGGAAGCUAACAUAGCUUAUUUGCUGUGUUGCUUUAACCACUUUCAUUGAACCCCAUUAAACAGUAGGUUAUAGCCUGCUCCACAAAAGAAGCAAGGUUUUUAGAGAAGUUAUGAGACAGGUUUUGAUGGUUCAAAUAUGUCUAUGGAAUAGGCUAAACUGUGUGAACUUAAAUGUCCUGUUAUCUACCAAACUAAUGAGCUUGCUAACUGGCAUUGAGCAAGCUACUUAGGUUGGAGAAUUUAUUUCUUUUAAGGAUAGAAAACAAAGAACAAAAAGACAGACUAGCACUAGCAUGAUCCCAGCUGUCUAAUACAUUUAGCCGUUAGCUCGACAGCUAUAGUAGUUCACAACACACUAGCCCUGUGAGUGUUCACUAUGUCACCAAGCUUCUAGCAAUGCCCGUUUAACAAAGACGUGCAUAUGAAUAUCGCUGUGCCACUUUCUGGUGUGACCGGGCCUCAAAGCAGCUUGUGUGUGCAAAUACUUGAUCCAAGUGGUGUUAAUAUUUUUUGUUAAUCCAAAUAAGGUAACCUCAUUGCAAAAUGGCAGACUCAUAGGUCAUUAAUUUACAGUGCUUCAAUGUGUGGCAGUUUCUCAGAGCUUUCUUAUUAUUUACAUAGUUGUAAUUCAGCCUAAUGUUUCUUACCUCUGCUCACAGAAGAAAACAAAUCUAUUGUUUCUGGCCUUGUGCUUUAAUAAAUACUACAAAGUACAAUCUAAAGGAAGUGAUCAGAGCCAUCAGCUGAAAUGGUUGAACUGCAUUGAUCAUUCAUAGAACAACAACAUAUCUAUUUAUAUCCACAAGGUCUGUUUGGUUAGAUUGGUUUCUGUGCUGUUGUCGCUAGAAAGGAGUGUACCUGGUGCAGUGUAAAUAGCUUGCAUAUAUUUUUUAAACAUGGCCAUCAAAGACAACCUUACUGCUUUUAUAUAGUGUGUUCCCCGACCUUAAUACUGGUGUAUUAAUCAAUGAUCUCUGUGAGAUGCUGACAUGUAGAAUGGCAUUUUCAUAUUGAAAAGUAACUGUUUUGUCUUGUAUACUAAAAUUGUGCAUGUUAAUCAUUGUUUGUGAAUUUGUGUUGGAUUUUUUUCUAAAACUAUAACUUAA
Molecule: messenger RNA, 8263 nt
Organism: Epinephelus moara (kelp grouper)
Lineage: Eukaryota; Metazoa; Chordata; Actinopteri; Perciformes; Serranidae
Gene: cntn3b
Product: contactin 3b
Exons: 23
Coding region: 501-3581 (1026 amino acids)
Molecular function (GO): protein binding
Source: RefSeq, a predicted model, not a curated record